Messenger RNA from Gorilla gorilla gorilla (western lowland gorilla), 4943 nucleotides. RefSeq names its product vestigial like family member 4 (gene VGLL4). Bases 1547 to 2419 code for a protein of 290 amino acids. The record is from RefSeq and is a predicted model, not a curated record. Lineage: Eukaryota; Metazoa; Chordata; Mammalia; Primates; Hominidae. Gene Ontology annotation, molecular function: transcription coactivator binding. Gene Ontology annotation, biological process: negative regulation of DNA-templated transcription. The transcript has 6 exons.
GUGCCCACCUGGACUGGAUUUAAGUCAGAAGAGAAGGAAGAUGUGAGUAUUCAUUUAACGUCUCUGCGAAGCCUGUAACCCCACACCGGCUCUUCGAAGAAGCAUUAUCUCUGUUUUACGGAUGAGAAAACUGAGGUUUGAUAACUUGCCCCAAAUCCUAUAAUAAAUAGAGGCGGAGUUUGGAUUCAAAUUCUGUCUGAAUCUAAAACCCUUUUUCUGUCUUACCAUAUUUCCUGGAAUCUGCCCAGGCAGUCCUCAUUCCUUCCUCAUUCCCUGUCUGAGUUUGGCAGGAUGAAUCUCCUAUUUACAGUCUUUCUCAGGAUUUCUCUUUUCCUAGUCUGAGACUACUGAUGGACUAAAACGGAGUCUAUGUAAGAGUACCUUUGGGAAGACUGGGAACCUUCCGAGCUUUAAUCUGUGAAUGUUUAUCCAGGAAUCAGGAAAGCCAGGGGACCUAUGCCUAGGUUGACUUGUAAGUUGGUUGUCCCAUCUCCAGAGGCCCUGUAUGGACUGGAGGAGAGUACAGUUCACAAGGGGCCCCAAGUUUCGGGCAACACCUCCACCUGCUUUAGGUAAACCAUUUAAUCUCACUGAAACAUGGAACUACGCAUACCUGUCUUUGCAUAUCCAACAGGGGCUAAGAUCCAGUGAGACACCGUGCUGUUCCUUGAUAUGAUCAGAUGAGGCAACAGAUGGGAAAACAGUUUGAAAACUGCAAAGCAUUUUUUUUUUUUCCAGCACGAAUGUAAGCUGGUAUUUGUUUUCAUUGUUAUCAUUCCCUUUCAGCAGAGCCCUCUCCCAGGGAAAGCCCUUACAGUAGGGGCUCCUAAUAAUGACUGAGGUUUGAGAACAGCCAGAAGGCAAGCAACAUGAAGCCUUUUAAAGCAAACCAGAGGAAGUCCAGUCUCUAUUUAUUUUAUGAAGUUAGCGGCUGGAUAUGUUAAGCAAAUGUUUUCUUAAUUGUGGCAGUACAAGAAAACAAUAGGGCAAGGGUUGCUGGGGAUGGCGGGGGGCGGGUAUCAGGCCUCUAUCCCCCGGCCCCCCACCACCAAAUCCCCAGAGAAAGACAGGAAAAAAUUAAAGACAGGCCUUUUCUUUUCGUGGUCACAUGUCUGCCCUGCUGCUGUAAUAUAAGAACCUGUGCCAAUUAGAAACGUUUUACCUCCUCCUCCCUGCCCCUCCCCGGGCACAUUUCAGAGCAGUCCGGGUUGUGGACGCCAGGAGUUUGCCAAACACAGCAAACACUGGUGUGUGAGCGGCUGAAGGAGACUCUUUCCACUCCGAUCUCCCUCCCUCCCAGCCUGUUUUGAUUUACUAGGACUUCCUCCUCCGGGCGAGGCGGGGGAAGGACGCCGCCGAGCGCCUGGAGUUGUGCGCGUGUGCGUGUGCGAGUGUGAAGUGCAGCGCUGGAGUGCAACAUGCUGUAAUGGGAGGAAACCCAGCGGCGUCGGAGCGCCCUGGACCGCCGCGGCCGUUCUGAGCGCAGUGGCGCCGAGCAGCCCCUCCCGCAGCCGGUGUGACCUGUCCCUUCAGGCUCCAACCAGGAAUGGAGACGCCAUUGGAUGUUUUGUCCAGGGCAGCAUCUCUGGUGCAUGCUGAUGACGAAAAACGUGAAGCUGCUCUCAGGGGAGAACCCAGAAUGCAGACCCUGCCGGUGGCCUCUGCCCUCAGCAGUCACCGCACCGGCCCUCCCCCAAUCAGCCCCAGCAAGAGGAAGUUCAGCAUGGAGCCAGGUGACGAGGACCUAGACUGUGACAACGACCACGUCUCCAAGAUGAGUCGCAUCUUCAACCCCCAUCUGAACAAGACUGCCAAUGGAGACUGCCGCAAAGACCCCCGGGAGCGGAGCCGCAGCCCCAUCGAGCGUGCCGUGGCCCCCACCAUGAGCCUGCACGGCAGCCACCUGUACACCUCCCUCCCCAGCCUUGGCCUGGAGCAGCCCCUCGCACUGACCAAGAACAGCCUGGACGCCAGCAGGCCAGCCGGCCUCUCGCCCACACUGACCCCGGGGGAGCGGCAGCAGAACCGGCCCUCCGUGAUCACCUGUGCCUCGGCUGGCGCCCGCAACUGCAACCUCUCGCACUGCCCCAUCGCGCACAGCGGCUGUGCCGCGCCCGGGCCUGCCAGCUACCGGAGGCCACCGAGCGCUGCCACCACCUGUGACCCUGUGGUGGAGGAGCAUUUCCGCAGGAGCCUGGGCAAGAAUUACAAGGAGCCCGAGCCAGCACCCAACUCUGUGUCCAUCACGGGCUCUGUGGACGACCACUUUGCCAAAGCUCUGGGUGACACGUGGCUCCAGAUCAAAGCGGCCAAGGACGGAGCAUCCAGCAGCCCUGAGUCCGCCUCUCGCAGGGGCCAGCCCGCCAGCCCCUCUGCCCACAUGGUCAGCCACAGUCACUCCCCCUCUGUGGUCUCCUGAAGGGAGCGCCUCCUCCAACACCACGUGGAUCUGCAUGGUUUGCCUGAGCUUUGAACAGUCAGUACUUAAAAAAAAAAAAAAAAAAAAAAAAUGGGGGUGGGGUGGGGGGAAGGGAAGGGAUGGUUUAUUCGCAAAAACCAUGUUGUUGGGAUUUGUGUUCUGUUUUUGUACUUGCUUGGUAUCCGUACAAGGGGGCCCUCAAACAUGAUAGCAGGAACUACACGUGGAACAUCUGUCUAAUGUAGCAUCCUUACUUCCUGCCUCAGUUACCAAAGAAACCUCUGAUGCAGGUCUGCUGCCCCGACGGGGCCAGGACUCCACAGCGCUUUCUCAGUCACAAGCCAUGAUGAAUUGGUGACUCUCAGUCACAAGCCAUGAUGAAUUGGUGACUCAGACGCUUUGUGCUUUUUCCUUUGCUUCUUGAGACCGGGGUGUGUGUGGCUCAGCUUCCACGGCGUGUUUGCUUCGGUCCGUGUGUGUGCGUGUGUAUACUUGAAGAGAACUGUCGUGUCUGAUUUGCACUAUUGGAGGAGGACUAAAGUUGCCUGACAACUUUACGUGUGAUGCCAGAACUCUGAGGGCAAACUGCUGAAAAACAAAGGGUUUAAGGAUGACAUUUCUGACCAUUUGUGUGUUUGUUGUUGUUACUGUUUUUGUUUUUUUUAAUCUAGACAAUACAGCUUUGGAAGGGGAAGUCUCAUACAGGUUAUAGGUCUUUCUCUCUCUAGAUUUCAGGUGCUUGCAACUGGACUGCAGACUCUACCAAUCACGGGCAUUUUAUCUUCUCUGAACACUGCAGUUUGUUAGACUAGAGCUGAGGUUGGAGGAUUCCAUAGUGCUUUAAACGUGAUGCAUGUUUUAAUGGAGAAAAAAUAGCUGGUUUCUAUUAAUUAUAUAGACAGUAAACAAAAACCUUAAUACUUACUAUCUUCUUUUCAGAAUUAGUUUAUUUUUGUCAGUUACAGUCCUAGAUAUACUUACUGCUGGUACAGUUGUACUCUAAGAUUUGUAUUUGAUAUUCACUUUACUCACAAGUAGUGCGGGAGGCCAGCUCCUGGCAGGGCCUCGCGAUGAACAGUGGGUCAGCUGCGGUGUGGGUGCUGGAGUUUGGCUGCAGGCUGACAUCAAAGCUGACAUCACUUAUUUCUGCAUCCCUGUCUGCUUUGUUACAAGCUCCCAGGGGAGGUGGGGGUUUGUGUCUUCCAACUUCCCUACAUGCAGAAACUGCUCCCUUUGAACUCUCUUGGCUGAACAGCAGAUUACUGACAAUCUGUGAUAUGGUGUUUUAUACGCUUCCUCGUACGCUGGGGCCAAGGCAGUAUACAUUCCUCUGACUUUAUACUGCAUUUAUUACUGCAUUUAUUAUUUGCUAUAUUAAUAGCUACUAACUAGAAAUUAGAUGAAGCAAGCAUGACAGACACAGCUGUGGAGGUCACAGCUGCUCCUUUUUGGUCAAUGAGCGUUUCUAUCCCCUCCCCCUGGGGUGUGCUGUGUCCCACCAGAGGCUCACGACGUUGGCACCUGACCAGGUGGCGUGGUCGCCUCACCUGCAAGGCUUUGUGGACUCUGCACACUGUACGACCUCUGGUUUUACAGUUUACCUGUUGAAUUUUGGAAAUUGGCACUGGGUUGAAAGGUCGGAGGACUGGCUCUUGUAGUCACAGAGUGGCUGCAGGCCUUCGAAAAGUGGAGGAAAGAAAAGCCCUUCUCCUUGCCCCGCACACAUUUCACUCCCACUGUACUGGGCUUCCAAGCUUUGGCAUUCAGGCCCCUAUAUUUUCUGUAGGAAAAAUCGUUGAGAACACUUUUCUAUAUGGGUGAUUUUGAGACCAUCGUUACGCUGUGCGUAAAGAAUGUACAGAGAAAUUUGUAGGUAUUUUUUGAAGAACAUUAAUUUGUUAAUGAUAUGUAGCUAUUUAAUUUUUCCCUUUCCUAUUGUAAUCAUUCAUUUUUUUUGUCGUUUGGAAAAAAAAAAGUUGAUCUUUUUUUUGUCGUAGAUUUGUCUGUAAAAGUGCAGGAACACAGUUAUUCUAUGAGAACACUGCAUCUGCAUUCAUAGCCACGAGUUUGUUAUUGCUACAGGCUACUGAGCGUCGUAACAGGAAAACCACCCACUGCUGACCGGCUCGGUGGAGGACACUCCUGGGACAGGUCUCUUUGUCAGUGAACAAGGGUGUCACUCUGGGAGGGGUCGGCGGUGCUGGCGGCCGGGUCCCUGGUGCACUGACCUAUCUGGGAUAGGCAGUACCCUGGAGGGGGGCCUGGGGCAGAGGAGGCAGCAGAAAACCAAACAUUUCACUGAGAAAGAGCCCCCUCCCUGCUCUAAGAAGGGGCUCCGUGAAGUUCUUCCCAGAGCCGCGCUGCCUGCAGUGCGCUCUGACCUUCUCUUCGUGUGUGUAAAUCUGUAAUAUACCAUUCUCUGUGGCCUGUUUUUCCUGGAAGAAGAAAAAAAAAGGUUUGGCAGGCCAUCUUUUUUUGUACUUAAAAGUAGCCUUAAGAACAAUAAUAAAGUGCUCUUAAACCA